UGGGAGAGACCGGAGCAGCAUUCACUCGCGUCUCCGUCUCUGUGUGCGAACAGCAUCUGUCAACUCCCCGGACCAACUCAUUACAGCGCACAAAGAGGGAGAAAGACACCUGCUACAGAUGCGAGAGAACACAACACACUUUAUAGCGCUAUGCGAUGAAUCAACCACCAGUGCUUGAGGAACAACGAUCUGAGAAACAAGGACAGACGCCUGGCAUCACUGGGCAACUCGAUCUGGAGGCGCACCUGAGUAUACUCCAAAGAUCUCAUUAGUCUGUGAUGAGCAUCAUCAUCCAGCUCAGACCUAAGACAGCGCCACAUAUCCUCUAAGAGGAAGUGAUGUCACGACACCAUCACCGCUUUGAGAGAGACUAUCGAGGCCCCUGGGAUCGUCGUGACCGAGCCAGCGGCCUUCACAAUGGCGUGGGCAACAGCACCUGCUCCCCGCCCGUGGCCAACGGCAACAACCGUCCAGGACUCCUCCCACUCCCGGUCAUCCCUUCCCUCCUGCCCACCCCCGUGACCAUCGCCGUCACGUCGGCCAGCAACGACCUCGCCGCCAAGCGCUCUGGAGCCCCUUCGUCCGCCACGGCACCUGUUGUGAAGGCGGCAGGUCUUUCUCCCGGUGAGACGCAGACUCCGAGUCUCCUGUUGGCUCCUGGAGUGAGAUGGGGCCAGACCCCCAUCAACCAGUCCACCCCGUGGGAGACCGACGAGCCCCCCACCAAGCAGCACAGAGAGAGUGACACCACAGGUAUGUGUACCUCUGGCCCCCCAUGGGUGCCUCCAGUGGUGGCGGCCAGUCAGCCCAGCCUGCUGGCUCAUUCGUACGGGAUGCCACAGCCACCCAUCUACAGCCAAGGAGUGUCCGUCCAGUCUCCCAUCAUCGGCGUGACCCCAGCCAUCCAGACGCCCAUCCCCCCACACCAUCCGCUCAUGACCGCACACUUCCAACUUCCUCCCCUCGCAUCCCAACAGCCAGGCAGCCUGGUCCUCAACCUACAGAACCAGUCGCCCUACGCCACUAGCCAACCGCCAAUCACCCCGUCGCCCCUGACGUCGGCCGGCCAGGUAGUCCACCCCGCCCCUCAGAGUGUGGUGGGAAACGGUCACAUGACGCACCCGCUCAUACAGCCUCCCACUUUGCCUUCCGCCGCAUUGCCACUAACGAACGGGCAAGCGACGACUCAGCCGACGCCGGCCUCUGUAAAUCAGGAAAGUCCGAACGGGCUUCAGAUGCUCCGUACGGUCGGAAUGGGGAAGUACGAGUUCACAGACCCGAGUCAUCCAAAAGAGAUGUUGAAGGAGUUGAACCAGCAGCGCAGAGAGAAAGAGUUUACAGACCUGAAAAUUAUAGUUGAAGGCAAAGAAUUUGAAGUCCACCAAAAUGUUCUAGCUUCCUGCAGCUUGUAUUUCAAGGACCUGGUGAAAAGGUCGUCUAGAGAGACGGGGAGUGGAGAGAAGCUGGAGCUGAAGAUGACUAACAUUGGAGCAGAUGUGCUGGAGCUGCUGCUGGAGUUUGUCUACACCGGCUCGCUGGUCAUCCACUCGGCCAACGCCAAAACCCUGCUAGAGGCCGCCAACAAGUUUCAGUUCAACACCUUCUGCAAAGUCUGCGUGUCUUUCUUAGAAAAGCAGCUGACUGCAGCAAACUGCCUGGGGGUUCUGGCCAUGGCUGAGGCCAUGUGCUGCACGGAGCUACACAACAUGGCCAAGGCCUUCGCCCUGCAGAACUUCCCUGAUGUGGCGGGACAAGACGAGAUCCUCAGCAUCUCCAAAGAAGACCUGAUCAACUACUUGUCCAAUGACAGCCUGAACACCAAGGCCGAGGAGCUGGUUUAUGAGACCGUCAUCAAGUGGAUCAAGAAGGACCCAAUCAGUAGAGUGCAGCACAUAUCUGAAUUGCUGGCCGUCGUUAGACUUCCAUUCAUCCACCCCAGUUACUUGCUGAAUGUGGUGGACAAUGAGGAGCUGAUUAAAUCGUCCGAGGCUUGCCGAGACCUGGUCAACGAGGCCAAGCGGUACCACAUGCUGCCUCACGCACGGCAGGAGAUGCAGACACCCAGGACGCGGCCCAGACUCUCUGCAGGUGUAGCAGAGGUGAUCGUGUUGGUUGGAGGAAGGCAGGCGAUUGGUAUGAACCAGCGCUCCCUGACGGCCGUCACCUGCUUCAACCCGCAGAACAGCAAAUGGUAUCCUCUGGCCAGCCUCCCGUUCUACGACCGCGAAUUCUUCAGCGUCAUCUCCGCCGGGGACAAUAUUUAUCUGUCAGGUGGUACAGAGUCAGGGGUGACAGUGGCAGAUGUGUGGUGCUACAUGUCACUUCUGGACAACUGGAACCUGGUGUCCCGGAUGACUGUCUCUCGCUGCAGGCACAACAGCUUGGUGUACGAUGGGAAACUCUACACUAUUGGAGGACUCGGGGUGGCUGGAAACUUGGACCAUGUGGAAAGGUACGACACCAUCACAAAUCAGUGGGAGACGGUGUCGCCGCUGCCCAAGCCUGUUCAUUCGGCAGCUGCCACCGUAUGCGGAGGGAAGAUCUACGUAUUCGGUGGAGUGAACGAGGCCGGACGCUCAGCUGGUGUUCUGCAGUCUUACGUCCCGCAGACCAACACCUGGAGCUUUAUAGAGUCCCCCAUGAUCGAUAACAAGUACGCUCCCGCUGUGAGCCUCAAUGGUUUUAUCUUCAUCCUGGGAGGAGCCUACGCCCGAGCCACCACUAUCUACGACCCAGACAAGGGCAACAUCAAAGCCGGCCCCAACAUGAAUCACUCCAGGCAGUUCUGCAGCGCGGCGAUCCUAGACGGGAAGAUCUAUGCAACGGGAGGGAUUGUGAGCAGCGAGGGACCAGCGCUGGGCAACAUGGAGACCUUCGACUCUUGCACGAACACGUGGACGCUGCUGCAGAAUCUGCCGUGUCCACUUUUCAGACACGGAUGCGUGGUUAUAAAAAAGUACAUUCAGAGUGGCUGAGGAUGAGUUUGACUCUGGACUUCUCUAAUGUCACGAACUGGCCUAAACCAACCCAUCGAGCUCCAGCCAGCCAACCUGGGUGGAACGCGGUCGGACCAUCGUGGUCAAGAUUUAGCAAUGGAUCCGUAGCGUAGCUCCCCCUCAGGUGUCGUGCCAUUGGAACGGCAUUCUUGGUCAGCCAAAUGCAAUUUAUUUUUUUUAUUCCCCCUCCAGUGUUUGAGUUGAUGUUCCUCUCCCACAUCAUGUUUCUUUGAGAAGGUUUCCGUCACAUCUCGUUUUUCAUUGGUAGUCAUGUCGUGAGAUGAGAAAAUGGGAUUGUGUGUCGUAUAUAAAGAUCAGUUGCAUCGUGAAAGGACUUCAGCAAGAAGCUAAAGGAUGUCGACGCUGGUCAUGUAGCCCUCCAGCGAGGGUCAGCGUUACAGAGAGAUGGGAUAGAACGAAGGCCCUCCUGAACUCCAAAGCACAAAAUACCAGAACCUGUGAUGCCCAGAGGAGUUUCAUUUCAUUUUGUUCUGUGUAAAUCAUUCCACCUUUUCUUUGUGGGUUUUUAAACCUCGUGUUUUAUUCCAAUCCACGAGCCUGCAGCCAUGGCGGAAUACAGAUGGAGCAAGAUGGAAGAAGAAACUUUGUAUUAUAGGGAAGAUAUGUAUAUUUUAAAAACCAAUGAAAAUUGUGUAUAAAUGUUUUUAGGAAAAUUCAAUGGAUUGGACAAUGUCUGUAAAUCUGUACCCUACCGGAACAAUUUACGUUAUUAAUGCUGAAAUACAUAUCCAGAAUUCUAAAGAAACAAAUUGACUGGUCAUUUACGCAUCACUCAUUUACAUAGGAAUUUACUUAACUUUGUCUUUUGUGGCUAACUGAUAAGGAUUUUUAAAACUUUUACAGAGCAUGCACUUAUGAAGAGCAAUUUCUUACUGAUUAAAUGUCAAUUUAUAAUA
This is a messenger RNA of Ctenopharyngodon idella (grass carp), 3913 nucleotides long. Its product is annotated as kelch-like protein 29. Lineage: Eukaryota; Metazoa; Chordata; Actinopteri; Cypriniformes; Xenocyprididae. The record is from RefSeq and is a predicted model, not a curated record. Gene Ontology annotation, molecular function: protein binding.